AUGCCGAUCUCCUCGCCACUGCCGCCUCCGGCUUCCUCGCCACUGUCACCGUGCCGCUGCCGAUUUCCUCCCCACCACCGCCGACUUCCAUGUGAGAGUUUGUACGAAGACGAGGAGUUUGUCCAGAGGCAGCUUUUAGCACUAGUUGCCCCUAAGGUGUUUUUCUACUUGGCCGAGCUAAAUGGUGCUCUGUUGUAUGCACUUGGUGCUGGACCCCUGUUUGAUGUUUCUGACGACUCUGAUUACGCUCAAACACUGUUAGGCACAGAAGUUAUGAGGUACAGUAUCUGGUGUUGGAAAGUCUCUGAAGAUGCAAAACCCAGGUGUCAAGAUCAUCUGUAUUCAGCCAGAGAAAAAUGUUUCAUUGAGUUUAUCUAUGGUUCCGGGAAAGCUUGUGCGAUCAAAGUUGGAAGCUCCUUUACCAGCCAUCAAGUUCAGGAGAAGCUCAAGAGCAGCUGCCACUUCCCUUAA
This is a messenger RNA of Miscanthus lutarioriparius, 471 nucleotides long. The record is from the annotation of a GenBank genome assembly. NCBI's taxonomy places the organism in Eukaryota, Viridiplantae, Streptophyta, Magnoliopsida, Poales, Poaceae.